This is a messenger RNA of Sodiomyces alkalinus F11, 1064 nucleotides long. RefSeq lists its product as hypothetical. The coding region runs from base 125 to 763 and encodes 212 amino acids. The transcript has a single exon. The record is from RefSeq and is a predicted model, not a curated record. NCBI's taxonomy places the organism in Eukaryota, Fungi, Ascomycota, Sordariomycetes, Glomerellales, Plectosphaerellaceae.
CCAGGUAUCUUUCCUGGGCACCUUUUGGCCAGGAUCACCUUUCGGACAUCACCCAGAUCGCCUUGGUGGAAAUUCAUCACCAACCACGAACCUGUAAAGAAAGCGAACAGGACAGAAAACGGCCAUGACCCCAGCACUCCCCUCUGCCCCACCACGGGGACCAGCCUUCAAAAUCGCGUACCAUCCCUCCCUGGAACGAUUCAACCUCCCGCCUCAGUCCUACCUGGCGGACCACGCCCCCGCGAUCCCGCCGGAAAUCACGAGGUUCCACGGUCUCGCGACAAGCGCCCUCGUUUUCGAUUCUCGCGGGCGCGUCCUCCUCCUGCGACGCGCACAACACGACAGCAUGCCCGGCCUGUGGGAACCGCCCGGCGGCGCGGCCGACCUGGGGACGGACAAAAGCGUGCUGGAGGCUUGCGCCAGGGAACUGUGGGAGGAGGCCGGACUCGUGGCGCGGCGCGCAGUGAGGGUGAUGAGUAUCGCCAGGGACGUGCCGCCGGGGACGGUGUUCUGGAACCGCACCCGCGAGAGGUGCUACGUCCGGGUCGUGUUGGAACUGGAGGUCGAGGAGGUGGGACGGCAACAGGACGGUGAAGUGCCGGUGAAAAUGGACGCCGACGAGCACGAUGCUUUUGUAUGGGCUUCUGAGGAUGAGGUACGGAGUGGACACGUGCCUGGUGUGCAGGGUCCUUUCGAACUCACAUUUGGAGGGACGAGGGAGGCCCUUCUGGAGGCUUUUCGGAUGAGGAGGGACGAGACGUGAGCCACUGACAGGGGUUGGCGGUCCCUCGAGGCAUGCGCCACAUGUGACUGAAAAACGACCUACGUUGUAUGCGUGAAAUAUUCGGGACGGAUACAGGGCGGUGAAAAGGCCAAUCUUCGGGUAUGCCGGGACUUCCAGGACGGCAUGGGGAUCAUGACCUCAUCAUGCAGGACCCAUUUAUCUCUCCCUGUACGUGUACACGUACACGUACACUGUACGAAGUACGAGACUACUUAUACUAUCUUCUCUAUGAGACCUGGGCCACGCGGCCGGGCACUAGAAAUUUCGGCGAUACCUCCGG